Aureobasidium uvarum is the source of this 1578-nucleotide messenger RNA. The record is from the annotation of a GenBank genome assembly. Lineage: Eukaryota; Fungi; Ascomycota; Dothideomycetes; Dothideales; Saccotheciaceae.
AUGUCCGGCAUGUUCGAGAACGAAAAGGUCGAGAACCCCGACUCGUCGGAACCCUCGAUCGAACGCAGAGUCGACAAUUCCGAAGUACCAACUCGCAAAAAGGAGACGGGCAAUGGAUUUGACGGCACCGACAAGAUCAUCUUGACAGAAGAUGACUGCUACGAAGAGCUUGGGUUCUGCUUUCCUACCUGGAAGAAGUGGAUGAUCCUCAGUGUCAUCUUCAUUGUUCAGGUCUCGAUGAACUUCAACACUAGUCUUUACAGCAACGCCAUUACUGGAAUGACCGAAGAGUUCAACAUCAGUGCUCAGGCUGCUCGUUGUGGUGCCAUGAUCUUCCUUGUCCUCUAUGCCUUUGGUUGUGAACUUUGGGCACCCUGGUCUGAGGAGCUUGGAAGAUGGCCUAUCCUUCAGCUCAGUUUGUUCCUUGUCAACAUCUGGCAGCUUCCUGUCGCUCUCGCACACAACUUUGGAACCGUCAUGGCUGGUCGUGCCCUUGGCGGUUUGUCUUCUGCCGGUGGUUCAGUCACUCUCGGUAUGGUCGCCGAUAUGUGGGAGCCCGACGAGCAGCAGUACGCUGUCGCUUUCAUCGUCUUCUCUUCUGUCGGUGGCUCCGUUCUUGGACCCGUCGUUGGUGGAUUCGUCGAACAAUACGCUGCAUGUAUCAUGGUGAACAAGAUCGCCAAGAGACGUCGCAAGGCUGGUGAGACCAACGUCUACGGUCCCACUGAACUGAUUCCCUGGAAGGACCGCUUCUCCGCAAAGGAGAUCAUUCAGACCUGGAUCCGACCUUUCAAGAUGUUCCUGACUGAGCCCAUCGUCCUCACCCUCUCUCUUCUCUCUGGUUUCAGUGACGCUUUGAUCUUCAUGUUCCUGCAGUCGUACGCUCUCGUGUACGACCAGUGGGGCUUCUCUGCCUACCAGGUCGGUCUUGCUUUCCUGCCUCUUCUCAUCGGAUACUUUAUCGCAUGGUUCUCAUUCUUCCCCGCCAUCGCCCGUAACAAGAGGCAGCGUCGCGAAAACCCCAACGACGAACACGCCCAGUACGAAUCGCGUCUCUGGUGGCUGCUCUUUACUGUACCCUGCCUUCCCAUCGGUCUGAUUGGCUUCGCAUGGACCAGUGGAGGGCCUCCAAUUCACUGGAUCGGCUCCAUGAUCUUUAGUGCAGUCAUCGGUAUCGCCAACUACUCGAUUUACAUGGCCACCAUUGAUUACAUGAUCUGCGCCUACGGCCCUUACUCAGCCUCUGCCACCGGUGGUAACGGAUGGUCUCGCGACUUCCUUGCUGGUGUACUGACUGUACCCGCCACCCCUUUCUACACCAACAUCGGUGGUGAACACCACCUGGAAUAUGCUUCGACCAUCCUGGCUUGCAUUGCCCUCCUCCUCGUCGUUUCAGUCUACGUCAUUUACUGGAAGGGACCUGUUCUUCGCAAGCGUUCUCCUUUCGCUCAGCAGCUGUCUUCUGCUCGUGAGGAGAAUGGUGGAAGAAGAUCCUCGGCCAUUUACGGCCCCAGCAGAAACAACUCAAUGGCCGGCGCUUCUGUCAAGUCAAGCGCGUCCCAUAGACAGUCUGUUUAG